Messenger RNA from Frieseomelitta varia, 1602 nucleotides. Its product is annotated as multiple coagulation factor deficiency protein 2 homolog. The transcript is spliced from 6 exons. Lineage: Eukaryota; Metazoa; Arthropoda; Insecta; Hymenoptera; Apidae. Gene Ontology annotation, molecular function: calcium ion binding. Bases 31 to 675 code for a protein of 214 amino acids. The record is from RefSeq and is a predicted model, not a curated record.
UCAAAUAUAAUAAUAAUACAAUAUUGCAAUAUGAUUUGGACUUUGUGGCUUUUUAUAUUCGGAUCUUUUGCUUGUAAAUAUAUACACGCUCAACAACAAAGAAUUCCACCAGGUGUAUCACCCCAACAUUAUCAACAACCUGUUCAACAAGUACAUCAGCAAAUUCCACAACCACAGUUCCAGCAAGUACCAGGACAAGUACCAAUCCAGCAAAUUCCAGUUCAACAAGUACCUGUACAGCAACAUAUGCCAACUCAUCAAGUACCAAUUCACCAACAAGGAGGACAUGGACAUGAACAUUCACAACCAAUACUUAAUGCUGCCAAUAUAGUUCAUGAAAAAGCUCAUAUUGCAGAGCACAUGGAAGUUCCAAUAGAUACUACUAAAAUGACAGAGCAAGAAUUACAGUUCCAUUAUUUUAAAAUGCAUGAUGCAGACAAUAAUAACAAACUAGAUGGUUCUGAGCUCAUAAAAUCUUUAAUUCAUUGGCAUGAACAAGAAAACAACAAAGAGAUAGGUGGAACCAAUCCUGGACAGAAAUUAUUUAGGGAUGAGGAGUUGGUUACUUUAAUAGAUCCAAUACUUUCUUUGGAUGAUAUUAAUAGUGAUGGAUAUAUUGAUUAUCCUGAAUUCAUACAAGCACAACAAAAUGCAGCAGCUACCGGCAGACAGUAGUUGCACACAAUACAAUGUUCAAUAUUAUUAAGUGGUACUUUUAUUUCAUUUGAACAUAAGUACAGUUCCAUUGAUCAUAAUAAUUUUUAUUUAUUAGUAUUGCAAUAAUGGCACUACUUUGCGUAUAAUUAAAAUUAUUUUCAUUUUGUUAAUAUUUUUUCAAAUAAAAAACAAGAUACGAUUUUUUAAAAUAAAUAUAUACAGAUUUUGACAAAAAUGUAAUAAAAUGAAAUAAUUCUUUCGAUAUGCAAUUGAUAAUAUUGGAGAAAAGCGUUACGUAUAAUUUAAACAAAUACUUGAUUUUUUAAAUAAAAUAUAAUUAUUUAUUUAGGUGAAAAUUAUAUUAAGAGUUCAGUUAUCUAUAAAAUAUAAAAAAAUUUUAAAGACUAUUCCUUUGAUAAAUAAACUUUUUUAAAGUUCUAGCUAACUUAAUGUUUUAGUAUUAUUGAAAAUAGUUACAUAGGAGAAAUGUUAAUAAAAAGCAUUUAAAUGCUUCCAUUAUUUUGUUAAUAUUUUAUACAAGUUGUUGGGUUUGGUUAAAUCAAUAGUAACAUACUAUUUAGAAAAAAAAUUAAGUACAGAAAAUGUUUUAUAUACAACACAAUUGUAAUGAUGUAACAAUUUUUAUAUAUUUCCACUGUAUCCAAUAGUAUAGAUUAGUCUAAUUGGAAAUGUACGUGCUACAUGUAUUCUUUGUCUAGAAACGUAUGUUCGUAUGAAAUAAGAAUAAUUCUUUUUUAGAAAUACUUUGAAGAAAUACUUUGAUAUUUAGCUUCUUCGUUAAGGUAUAAAAACGACAUAGUAACAAUUUUUCUUGGAAUAGUUAAUUACUAUAAUCUUGAAAACAAUGAUUCUAUUAUCAAGAAUCAUAUAUACCUUUGUAUUGUAUGGUUGUAAAAGUGAUAUAUAAAUAUAAUUUUGUUAUAA